AUGAAACGAUUGGUGUCUUCCGCUCUCCGCGGCACCGGGGCACCUUGCCCCCUGUCCGUGGCGUCCCUGCCGCGGCUGUUCAGCGGCCCCUCGGUCGGCGUCUGCUUCUGGCCCCGGAGAAGCGCUGUCGUCAACGACCCAGCGCACGGGAGGCAUUGGCGGACGGCAGGCCAGCUUUGGAAGCAGUGCAGAUGUGCCGUAGAACUUGAGGUUCGACAUUUCAGUGACCAUCAACCUGCAUCAGGCACAGCCCAUGCAAGAAACAUUGGUGUUUUGGUUGUCGAUUUUGAUAACACCCUCACAACAGGAGACACGACAGUGAACUUGAUAGCUGCAGUGAUUGCAGCGGCAGGCCAGAGACUAGGUGGCACACCAGAGGAGGAGGACAGACUAGUGCAAGAGAGGAUGCAAGUGCUGAGGGGGGCAGCAGAGGCUUAUCAAGCAGCUUUGGAUGCUUUAAUAGAAGAUCUGAUCUCUCAGUUCAGCACUGCGAAGGGGAAGCCAGAAUUCGACAUGGGUACAGUGCGCAAUAUGUGUGUCAAGCUGUCUGAGCAUGAUCGCUAUUGGUGCCAGCGCACCAUCGACACCGGAAUCUUGAAAGGGGCACGAAGGGAGGAUGUUGAAGAAGCUGCUGUCCGUGGAGUCACACUCUGGGAAGGGUGCUUGGACGUUCUUGGAAGGGCAAGGCAAAAGGGAUGGGGAGUGCGCGUGCUGUCCCAGAACUGGUCGGCACAUUUGAUAAAGUCGAUGUUGGGUGACGAUGCAGCAAUCCCUGAAGGGAAGGCAGACGCGGCCAGAGAUGCGAUUCUGAUCACCUCAAAUGAGCUGGCAUAUGAAAGUGAAAUCACAACAGGAGAUGUUACAAGAGUGGUGGAGUGUGCUGAUGACAAGGGCCAGGUGUUUGACAACAUGUUGUUGGAGGAAAUGUCAAGGGAAGGCAGAGACCCUCAUAGUUUGUCUGUGUACAUUGGAGAUGGUCCUGGAGAUAUCCUACCAUUGCUGGCGGCCGACUUCGGCAUUGUGUUCAACAAGAACAAGACCAUGGGGGACAUUCUCCGGACUCUGUGCAUAGAAAUCAAGCCAUUGACCGAAGCACCGAUGGAUCCCAAACUCCAGGGUGACAUGCCUGUGCUGUACGAGACGGCUUCAUGGCAUGAUAUCAGUGUAUUCUUGUAUGGUCCUGGUAUGAACAUGCCAGCACAGGAGCCAGAUCCACCAAUAUCUGUGCCGAGGGUCUUAAUAGUGGCUGGCUCUGAUUCUGGUGGUGGGGCUGGAAUACAGGCUGAUAUAAAGACUUGCCUCAUGAAUGGCGCCUUUGGAUGCGUGGCAGUCACUUCCUUGACAUUUCAGAAUACACAAGGCAUUGAAGGGGCUCACAACGUCCCAACAGAUGCGAUUGAAGCUCAAAUCGAUGCAGUGCUGUCAGAUAUUGGUGCAAAUGCUGUCAAGACUGGUAUGCUGCCCACUGCAGAAGUUGUAGAACUGGUGGCCCGCAAGGUUGCGGAAUACAAGAUAGAGAGUCUGGUGGUUGACCCUGUCCUGGUGUCCACUAGCGGGCAAUCUUUGGCAGAGAACGAUGUUGGAGGCGCCAUUCGUGAAGCCCUUAUGCCACUUGCAACGGUGGUGACCCCAAAUGUGCCUGAAGCCGAAGCUCUUUUGGGAGGGCGAACUAUCAGAAGCGUGGAUGACAUGGAAGUUGCAGCUCGUGAACUUCAUGAAUUCGGCCCCAAAUACGUCUUAGUAAAGGGUGGCCACUUGGUGUCCAACGCUCAAAAAUCAAGCCACAGUGGGUUGGAGGUUGUCGAUGUACUUUAUGAUGGAAACACGAUUCUGCAUCUACGGCAGCCAGCUAUCAUGACAGGCAACACCCAUGGAACAGGAUGCACUCUUGCGUCAGCCAUUGCAUCUGAGCUGGCGAAAGGUGCAAGUCCAUGCACGGCGGUUGAAAAUGCCAAGGAAUACAUCACUGACGUCUUGAAAAGCAGCAAAGGCAUUAGAACAGGCAGGGGUGCGCAGCAGCCCUUGAACCAUGGCUCCGCCAUUGUUGAUUGGGGUGCGCAAGUCAGAAAGCCGAGUGUUCAGCUGAGGGACCUGAGGUUGUAUGCAGUGACGGACAGCCGAAUGAAUAGGAAGCGGAACAGGUCCAUGACCGAGGCUGCCUCUCUCGCCAUCUCUGGCGGGGCUUCCAUAAUUCAGCUCCGUGAGAAGGCAAUGCCCACCCAAGAAUUUGUGACCAUGGCCAGGGACGUCCUCGCUGCUGCGCGUCCAAGGGGCGUCAAGGUCGUCAUUAAUGACAGGGUGGACGUUGCCCUGGCCGUUGAUGCCGACGGGGUGCACGUGGGGCAGGAAGACAUGCCUGCAGCGGACGCUCGGCGGUUGCUUGGCAAGGGGAAGGUUCUCGGCGUGUCUGCCAAGACUGUGGAACAGGCGGUCAAGGCGGAAGAGGACGGGGCCGACUAUGUAGGCGCUGGUGCAGUGUUCCCAACCAGCACGAAAGAGAGCAGUGUGAUCGGCUUGGAGGGCUUGCGUGACAUCUGCUCAGCCGUGUCCAUCCCCGUGGUGGCGAUCGGAGGGGUGGCGGCGGACAAUGCCCUUUCCACCGUGUUGGCGGGAUGCAAAGGGGUCGCCGUCGUGUCUUCGUUGUUCGAUGUCGGGGACCCACAGGCAUCUGGGCGAGCAAUUCUUGCGUUGGUGAAUCUGGGGUUGGAGAAGGGGUAG
Molecule: messenger RNA, 2718 nt
Organism: Ostreobium quekettii
Lineage: Eukaryota; Viridiplantae; Chlorophyta; Ulvophyceae; Bryopsidales; Ostreobiaceae
Source: the annotation of a GenBank genome assembly